GACAUGUCGGGACAUUAGGCUCUUCACGGAGGUAGAUAAGCUUCACUGGCUGUGGUGUUGUGUCACCAAACCGGACUGUAAUACGUAGACUCACAGUAUAGAAGGUUCCGUGCAGUAUAGAUAUAACAUAGUGUGCUUUAGUUCGCAAAGGAAAGGAAUGUUUAACAGCUCAGCACAUUAUUCAAUUACCAGAACACAAGGCUGUACCAGUCUGGACCAACACGCGGUGUUACGAACAGCCCGGAUAUCUCGAAGUGCCAGGAAAUCACCAAAAGACUUUCACGGAGUAGCGGCUGGUUCUAAAACGUAAUACAUGGGUGUGACACAGAUCUCAUUUCAAAACGCUUUCGUAAUUAGUAUUACGUGUUCUAAAUAAAGUGGAAAGCACAACAGCUUUUUGUUGGAUAGAGGUUAAUCCCGUUUGACAUGUUUGUGGGAGUAGAUUCCAUGAUUCUGUGGAUGAAUUCUGUUUGACAUAUUUCUGUGGAUGACAUUUCUUUGACACAGAUCUCUAAACGAAUUCUGUCGGUGACGGUGCUUUGGACGAUUGUAAACCACAUGUGAGUUACUGUGUCAACACUAAUGAAAUACGGGUAACAUAUUACAUCCAGUGUGUGUGUAUAUAUAUACACACUGUAGUAACAACAGUUGGUGUUAAUAGAUUAUUGCUGCAACAAGCAGGACUGUGUUAGUGUUUGAGUAACAACAGUUAGUUGAAAUACAUUGCUUAUAAUACCCCAGGAUUAUGUUAGUGUUUGAGUAACAACAGUUGAAAUACAUUACUUAUAAUACACGCAGGACUAUGUUAGUGUUUGGCCUGUUCGAGGGGGAGAGGGUGACGGUGGACGUUCCCCCGGGCGCCACUGUGAAGGACGUGAAGAUCAUGAUUCAGGUGCGACUCAACAUCCCCAUGGACGUCUGCAGACACGACCAGAAGAUCCUCGUGCUCACGUACGGCGGCGCAGACCUCGGAGACGACUGGAUAUUCAGCGAUCUCGGCAUCGUCCCUGGAACCACGGUGCGCAUCCAGUUGAAGGAGGAAAUCAAACCUGUCCUCUACAUCCGCUGUUCCCAUAACAAGGAGGUGGUGAGCAUAGUGGGGAACAUUAACGUCAGCCGCAUGCCCGUGAAAGACUUACGAACCAUUGCUCAGAACAAGACCGGGCUUCCCAUGGCAAUAUUUCGUCUUACGACUUUAGAAGGCCGGGAGAUGUACGACGGACACUGUUUGGACGAAUACGGCCUAGACGUGGGCCAAACGUUGAAGCUGGAGAAUUGGGAUGGAUAUAACGAAUUCAUCAACUUAUGUAUAAUGGGUUUCACGCCUCAGGUGUUGUCGCAACUGUCCUCGGACGAGGUUGUUUGUAGAUUCCAAACCAAAGUCGCUCUCUUCAUAGCUUCCCACUUCGGAAACGUUGACCUUGCUCGUUGUAUGUUGAGGCAGGGCGCAAGUUCCUCCGAGUCAAUAGGUGAGCACCCACAGAGGAUGUGGUGUAAGGCGGAGUCCCACAUCGAGACUUACAAAGCCCCCAUGCACCAGGCCACAGAGAUGGGUCAGCUGGGGAUACUGCGACUGUUCGUCAACCACGACGUCACGUGUCUGCUGGCUAAGGACGGAAAUGGACUGGCUGCAAUUAACCUAGCUCUCAGAAAGAAGAUCAAGCCGUGCGCUUCAUUCCUGCUUACCAAACAGAUGAAUCGCGUAAACUUUUCCAAAAACCAGUCGUUUAGCUUGGUCACUUACCAUCGUAUCAAAUGCUGGUGUGAAACUGCAAAAGAGAAAGCUUAUCUGAAAUACGGCUUUGCUAAAUCGUCUCUAAAGCGUCGUAGCUUCAAUGGCCCGCUUGUCGGGUACGGCAUUAUUGUGGAUGGGUUCUCUACCAGUCCCAUGAAUGGAAAGCCGAAGAUGCAGAUCAUAAGAGAAGACAAGGAGAAACAGAAACCUUCCAGGUCCGUGCGUCAGUUGUCGAAUCUGACGCAGUCUCAGGACCCUGACCACUACUUCAGACAGGCUGGGGCAGUGCUCAAACUGAAGGCCUUACAAAUGGACAAAACCCCGGACCAGAAAUUGAAAAAGAUGUUUGACAAAUCUAAACCAAAUCCUGCUGUUCCAACAAAACUCACUCAAAUCAAGGACUUGGUCAACAGCGAGACGGAUGAAAAAUUAUCAAAAUCACCGUCGACGAAGACGCACGAUGGGACUCUUUACACAGCAUCGUCCUCUAACUCCGAACAGCUCAAAUUUCCGUCUAUAAGCGAACAAUCGCGGCGACUGAAAAUCGCUAGUCUAUCCACUGCUAACGUCAGCAUGUCACAACGAGAGGAGCUGGCGAGCGAGAGCAGUCGAACAGACGAUAAAUCGUACCCGAAGUCGAAACGUGCCUACUUCCAUCCGACUCAAAGCAAGCUGUUCAAGUCGAUGCCAAACGUGAACCUCACGAUUACCGACAGAAGCGAAAAGUCCCAGAACCCAGACACGGUGACCUCUGUCACUUCUACUUCCAGCGUCGCAGACGAAGGGUCCAAAUCCGAUGACGUCACGCCGGACAGCAGCGUGAAGAAGCGUAAGGUCAGACGGAAAAGGUUGACGUCUGCGGUUAUGCUUUCGAAAGCCAAAGGCACGGAGAACGCCAUUCCACUUCCACUGAUCAGCAACGAGACGGACAGCCGACCUUUCUUUUAUCUUAACGGGCAGCGAGAGGAUGAGUAUUUCGGCCCGCUCAUGGAUCUCAUUUCCCGCUCAAAGGGAGCUAAUUCUCGCGAGCGAGCUAUCAAAUCCAUGUCCAUUGCCAACUCAUUCAAGGAAAAACCGUGGCUCUGUCAGAUCAGAAUGGCUCUGUCCAUGAACUCCAAGUCUGUGAGACGAAACGCUAGCAGUGCACAAGCUAGAAAACAUAUAAAAGCUUCGUAACAUCCGUUUAAAUAUGUUGAAAUUAAAAUUAAACGAAACAGUAUUAUGGAUAUUACGAAUUCUAGGACUGUGGUAAUCGUGAGUCAAAGAUCAUGACGACUGUCAUUGUAACUCUAGAAUAAUCAGUUGACAAAACGGUUCGCUAGACUGAACACGAUAGUCUGCGAAAGCGGACCGUAUAAUGGAUGUGUGACGGACAACGUGAAGGUUACACACCACCAUUAAUUACUCCAUGCAGUAUUUAAAAAAAACAUAUUAGAAUUUUUUAGGUGUUUUUUUUAUAAGUAACUAUUUCCUAAACCGGACUAUAUUAAGCUGCUACAGCAAGUAACGACACGACAAAUGGUGGUGUGUUACAUGAACAUUCGUUUAUUUCGGCGGAAUGGUAUCUUUAAGAAAUCGUUGACUACAUUUAUUUAUAAGAUGAUAUUACACGUACCUGUUUUUGUUUUGUUUAUAAUAUAAUACAGUUGAUAU
Molecule: messenger RNA, 3388 nt
Organism: Gigantopelta aegis
Lineage: Eukaryota; Metazoa; Mollusca; Gastropoda; Neomphalida; Peltospiridae
Product: protein ANKUB1-like
Exons: 2
Coding region: 803-2911 (702 amino acids)
Molecular function (GO): protein binding
Source: RefSeq, a predicted model, not a curated record